GAGGGGGGCACUCGGAGGAAAGAGGGAUGGAAUUGGCAGGGGAAACGUCUCGAGAAGGAGACGGCACUUUGGGGGGGUUGCAGCGCUGGCGAUUUGUGGACUGGGAGUUGUGGGAAGGAGGGUCUUCUAGGGAAAGGGAUCGAGAGGCGGCGGGGAGCUCGGGGGCUGACCACCGGAUUCGGAGGCGGACGAUGACAGCCUGUGGGGUCAGGAGAGAUGGGGGGCGGACGUCCGAUGCUGUGGCGCCCUUCGCAGGCGCUGCGGCGCUGAUGCUGCUGCUACCGGCCACCAUGUUCCACCUGCUGCUGGUGGUCCGCUCAGGCCCGGCGCGCCUACUGGGCCCACCCCCGUACCUGCCAGGGCUGGAGGUGCUGUGGAGCCCGCAAGCGCUGCUGCUGUUACUCACCUGGCUCGGCCUGCAGGCGGCGCUGUACCUGCUGCCGGCGCGCAAGGUGGCCGAGGGGCAAGAAUUGAAGGACAAGAGUCGUCUGCGUUACCCCAUUAACGGCUUCCAGGCCCUGGUGGUGACAGCCCUGCUGGUGGGGCUGGGGUUGUCAGCUGGGCUGCCCCUGGGGGCACUCCCGGAAAUGCUCCUGCCUUUGGCAUUUGCAGCCACCAUCACCACUUUCAUCUUCAGCCUCCUUCUCUAUAUGAAGGCUCAGGUGGCCCCUGCCUCAGCCCUGGCACCUGGGGGAAACUCAGGCAAUCUCAUCUAUGACUUUUUCCUGGGACGGGAGCUCAACCCUCGAAUUUGUUCGUUUGACUUCAAGUAUUUCUGUGAACUGCGACCUGGCCUCAUCGGCUGGGUCUUCAUCAACCUGGCCCUGCUGGUGCAGGAGGCAGAGCUGCGAGGGAGUCCUUCUCUUGCCAUGUGGCUGGUCAAUGGCUUCCAGCUACUAUACGUGGGUGAUGCCCUCUGGCAUGAGGAGGCUGUCCUCACCACUAUGGACAUCAUGCACGAUGGCUUUGGCUUCAUGCUGGCCUUUGGGGACCUGGCCUGGGUACCUUUCACCUACAGCCUGCAGGCCCAGUUCCUGUUGUACCACCCACAGCCCCUGGGAUUGCCUAUGGCUGCAGUCAUCUGCCUCAUCAGUGCUAUUGGUUACUACAUAUUCCGUGGAGCCAAUUCCCAGAAAAACACUUUCCGAAAGAAUCCUUCAGAUCCCAGUGUGGCUGGCCUUGAGACCAUCCCCACUGCCACUGGGCGGCAGCUGCUGGUAUCUGGGUGGUGGGGUAUGGUCCGCCAUCCCAACUACCUUGGAGACCUCAUCAUGGCUCUGGCCUGGUCCUUGCCUUGUGGGGUGUCCCACCUGCUACCCUACUUCUAUGUCCUCUACUUCACUGCACUGUUGGUGCACCGAGAGGCCCGGGACGAACGGCAGUGCCUGCAGAAGUACGGUCGGGCCUGGCACGAGUACUGCCGGCGGGUACCUUACCGCAUCCUGCCCUACAUCUACUGAAGCAGCUCCCCUGGCCACCAGCCCACCAUGAUCAGGAACCUGGACACAACUGGGCCCGGAGCUCACACAGGAAGGGAUAAACAACCUCUGAGAAGGGGUUAUUUGGAGCAAGAUGAAGCCAGUGCUCCCAAAUGGAGACAUUUUUCCCCUUUUACAUAAAUGUCUGGAACCCUU
Molecule: messenger RNA, 1634 nt
Organism: Sciurus carolinensis (gray squirrel)
Lineage: Eukaryota; Metazoa; Chordata; Mammalia; Rodentia; Sciuridae
Gene: Tm7sf2
Product: transmembrane 7 superfamily member 2
Exons: 9
Coding region: 27-1460 (477 amino acids)
Biological process (GO): sterol biosynthetic process
Cellular component (GO): endoplasmic reticulum membrane; nuclear inner membrane
Molecular function (GO): oxidoreductase activity, acting on the CH-CH group of donors, NAD or NADP as acceptor
Source: RefSeq, a predicted model, not a curated record